CUUGGGUGUAAACAACGGAAACGUAAUAUUCAACUGAUCAGAAGUACAUCGAUAUAUUGACAGCGACAGUGAAGCAGGGAACCAUGUCCGAGACAACUCCCCAUCCAGAUGAACCUCCACCAUCGUAUGAGUCUGUGAUCCAAACCCCAGGAGUGCCAUAUGUCCCUGGAUCUGAGCCAAAGGACAACUACAAUAUACCUCCCUAUGGGGGAUACCCUGUGCCACAACAAACAGUUCCAACUGCUCCUGAUGCCUCACGGCCAUACCCCACACAACCAUACCCUACACAACCAUAUCACACACAACCAAUGGGUCAGUACCCUCCAGGGUAUCCUCAGCCAGGAUAUGGUAAUCCUGCUGCUGGGGCAUAUCCUGUACAAGGCCAGCAGCCCUAUAAUAUGCCCAAUUAUCCACCUCCAGGACAAGUUCAGGCACCUGCAACUUUCACCACAAACACAAGCUUAGGGAUAAAUUCCCAGAACAAUUUACGGAAGAAAAGAGCCCUUUUAUGCACCACUGUGAUGAUAGCAGUUUUUAUUGCAAUCAUCAUUUUCAUUAUGCAAAUCAGCUUGUAGGGAACAUUGAACAUUUGACCUUUAUGGAUAAAUGAGGUCAUUUGCAACAAUAUCCAAGAUUAAUUCUGUGUACUUUAUUUUGAUAUUUAUACGCUUGUUUUAUACAUGUAUGUGGAAAAUAAACAAUUAGUGUUUAUUCCACAAAUUUAUGAUUCAUAAGGUUUCAAGCAAAUAUGCUUAUUAAGCCUCUCUUAAUAAUUGUAGAGGAAAUAUAUUUUGAGAGCAGUGGCAAUUGACUGUUUUCUGCAUUUUCAACAUCAAAUCUAUUAUUGAAUUAAGGCCAUACAGAAGCUGGUGAUAUUUCAAAUAAUGAAGAUUGUUAUCAUAUUCCACAUGAAUUAAUGAACUGGGAAAAGGAAAGGGUCAGUUUUAGGGAAACACUUCUCCUUUGUUCCUCCAACAGCAAUCCUACAGUAGCUGCAGUCCAUAAAAAUGAAAUUUUUGAAUAAAAAGCAUUUUAACAAAUUUUGUACCUUAAAAAUAUUUACUAGAAAGUCCUAUUUUUUUAAAUUUGUAUUAUGUGUCAUAUUAAAGCUUCUACAAAGUUUUUAGUAUUGCAAGGUAAAUUAAAUGAAAAAAAAACUAACCUUACCUUUCUUACUUAGUACAUUAAUUUUGUUUUAUUAUAAGAUGGCAAGAGUAUAGCUUUUUAGAUCAUUACUUUUUUUGUUUGCACUAAAACUUAACUAUACUGAUAAGGCACCAUUUCAUUGGAUUGGCAAUAUAAUGAAAAGAAUGAAAAAGGAAAGAAAAAAUGUCAGUUGUUGAGAUAUCAAGGAAUGGUAUUAUAUUGAGGUUUUAUUGUACAUCAUGUGGUAUAUGUUUUAAACUGUUAGUUUUAAUUCUCCAAAGACUAUUCAAUAAAAAAGUUGUAUCAUGUUAAUUAAGGCAUUAAAAUAAUUGAGAUGGAAGAAAGUUUAAUUGGUAUCAGUAGCAGGAACUUACAUGUAUAUAUGUAAUAUUUUCUUUGCCUCUUAUAUGAAGGCUGUUUAAUUACCAAACAUGUAUUUGUGGUAAUAUAUGGUGAAUUCUACAUUCUCUGAUACUGCUCAAGGUUGUGUAAACCUUUGUAUAGUAUUAGGUACCAACCUCGUGUCAUCUUUUAUGUACAGAUAAUGUAUAGAUGGUUUGUCUUCUGUAAUAUCACAAUUAACAUGGAAGUUCAUGCAUUGAUAAUUAUUUAAUAUAUUUUUUUGAUAGAUACUAUCAUACAGCUGCAUAUAACAUUAAUUUGGUGUAUAUAUAUAUAUAUAUGUAUUCAAGCACUUAUUAAAUAUUUUAUGUUAUUUAGAUAUAACACAAAAACUAAAGUGGUUUAAAAUGAGAGUAUACUCUGUCUUUUUUGUGUGAUAGCUCCAUGACAUAGAAAAAUGUACUCAUGUUAAUCCUCAUAAUUUAAUCUAAUGUACACAAUCUCCGUAGAAAUCUACUUUUAUUGUUGUACUAUUUUCUCUUAGAAACCAUUAUGCUGCUUAUCAACCAGUCAAAAGCAACAUUACAAACAAAGGUGACGUUUUUUUUUACAUGGUGAGCUGAUAACAAUUUUUCUAAGUCAAAGCAAAUGCUUGUUACAAGCAAGAUUGAAUUAUUAGUAUAUAUGUGUAUAAUGAUCACCUAGUCAUUAGAUUUGUAGAUGGAGACAAAUGUUUAUCUUGCCUACAAAGUAAUUGAUAUGUAUAUUAGUAUAUUGUACACAAUCAGAGAUGUUCAUUUAUACUAUAAUACAUUGUAUAAAUGUGGUGCUUUUUCAUGCUACAUUAACACAUAUUUAUAUAUAUAGAUGUAAACAUGUAUUUAUAUAUGUAUAUUUAUUUUCUGCUUCUAUCAUAAGGACUUAACAUCAGUUGAAUACAUUGUAUAGGAAGUAAGAUCAGUUGAAUACAUUGUAUAGGAAGUAACAUCAGUUGAAUACAUUGUAUAGGAAGUAAGAUCAGUUUAAUACAUUG
Pecten maximus is the source of this 2521-nucleotide messenger RNA. Its product is annotated as protein lifeguard 1-like. The record is from RefSeq and is a predicted model, not a curated record. Bases 84 to 575 code for a protein of 163 amino acids. Lineage: Eukaryota; Metazoa; Mollusca; Bivalvia; Pectinida; Pectinidae. The transcript is spliced from 3 exons.